Messenger RNA from Sinocyclocheilus grahami, 313 nucleotides. RefSeq names its product short transient receptor potential channel 1-like. Bases 2 to 313 code for a protein of 103 amino acids. Gene Ontology annotation, biological process: calcium ion transmembrane transport; regulation of cytosolic calcium ion concentration. Gene Ontology annotation, molecular function: store-operated calcium channel activity; inositol 1,4,5 trisphosphate binding. The record is from RefSeq and is a predicted model, not a curated record. Lineage: Eukaryota; Metazoa; Chordata; Actinopteri; Cypriniformes; Cyprinidae. Gene Ontology annotation, cellular component: plasma membrane; cation channel complex. The transcript is spliced from 3 exons.
CAUGGUGUGGUCUGAUGUGAAGCGUCUGUGGUAUGAAGGAUUGGAGGACUUCCUGGAAGAGUCACGGAACCAGAUGAAUUUUGUCAUGAACUCGCUUUAUUUGGCUAAUUUUGCCCUAAAAGUGGUGGCUCACAGCAAGUUUAAAAACGUUGGGGAAGAGGCAAGGAAAAACUGGGAUGCAUUUCAUCCCCUCUUGGUUGCUGAAGGCCUUUUUGCGUUCGCCAAUGUUCUGAGCUAUCUCCGCCUCUUCUCCAUGUACACCACUAGCUCCAUCUUGGGGCCUUUACAGUGCUGCAAAUGUGUUUUCACUUGA